UCAUGUACAUAGGUGUCCACAAAUGGAUUGUGAACCAUCUUGAGCUUCACAUCCAGUUAGUUCUCUGCCUUCUCGAACUAGCGUCGUUCGACGAAACCCGUAAUUGUUAUUUUCUGCGCGGAUGUCAAUUUCUCGGUCUGAACUACAGAUUGGGUCAAGCAUUGACGUUUGGUGUUUCUUUAACAUAUUUACAAACGCGGGUCUUCUUUUGGAAUAAUAGUAAUUGUACACUAUACUAUCGUCCUCCAGACCAAUGGAGAAAAUGGCCAGACCUGUUCCUUUAAACUCAUCUUUCCAAACUCCAACUAAUGGCGUACUGAAAUCCCUGUUGGAGAAUCCAAUGAAGCUGCCAUUUCAUCAUGAAGGUUUUGGAAAAGAGAAGAAUGCGAAAGAGAAAAAGUUGGAGGAGGAAGGCGGUGCCAAUACUCCACAGUCGGCCUUCCUAGGGCCGACCCUGUGGGACAAGACCUUGCCAUAUGAUGGGGACAACUUCCAGCUAGAGUACAUGGACCUGGAAGAGUUUCUGUCAGAGAAUGGCAUCCCUGCAAACUCGGCUCAGAAUAACCAAAAUCAGCCACAGCAGUCCCGGCAGCCCACUAUCCAGCAGGUUUCCCCAGCACCCCCCAUACCCUCUGUGGUCGACCUCAGCAGCCACGCCACUACCUCCGUUCAUACAGCCAUGGUCUCCCAGAACUGUCUCCAGAGCCCCCCAGCCAGAGCAGUGCUGCCCUCAGCUGCCAGGAACACCCCCAGCCCCAUCGAUCCAGAGUCUAUUCAAGUUCCAGUGGGCUACGAGCCCGACCCUGCAGACCUGGCUCUGUCCAGCGUACCCGGACAGGAGAUGUUUGACCCCCGAAAACGCAAGUUCGCCCCAGAGGAGCUCAAACCACAGCCCAUGAUCAAAAAGGCACGCAAGAUCUUCAUCCCUGAAGAUCUCAAGGAUGACAAGUACUGGGCCAGACGCAGAAAGAACAACGUAGCAGCCAAAAGGUCACGAGAUGCCAGGCGACUGAAGGAGAACCAAAUUGCCAUCCGGGCUGGCUUCCUAGAGAAGGAGAACGGUGCACUUCGCUCAGAGGUGGCCGACUUGAGGAAGGAACUGGGUCGCACCAAGAACAUUGUGGCCAAAUACGAGGCUCGGCAUGGGCCCCUGUGAACCUCCCCAAACCAACGUCCACGCCACACCCUUCCCUCUCACCCCCUCACCCAAGAGUUUAAAGGACAAUGUGCCUCCCUUUUGGUGGCACUGGCCCCCACACACACCAGCCCCUCACCCCUGUACAUGAUAAUCCUAUAGGAUUCUAUCAUUUUGAAUUCUGUCACUGGCAUCCGUUUGUUUGUUCCUUUUGUUUUCUCACUCAUCCUUCGUGUGUGUGUGUGUGUGUGUGUGUGUGUGUGUGUGUGUGUGUGUGUGUGUGUGUGUGUGUGUGUGUGUGUGUGUACAGUAUGCACACACACUUUUCUCUUUCAAGUAUUACAAGGCACUUUGAGUGUUAAUGAGCCAACAACCUACUCUCCGGAUCCCUACCCUGUCCCCUCUUUCCACUGUUCAUUUUGUAAAUGAUGCCAUGGUGUUUGUUUUCCCCCUUUCUCACCUGUUUUAUACGUGUGAUCAGGACUGAGAGCUGUUGUAAUGUAUCUCCCUCCCCAUCCUUAUGUUCUUCCAGUGCUGUUUUCAGAGGGAAUCUCCUCCUACCUAAGACCCUGUUCCUGUCUGUUGUUAUGUCCUGUACCUUCCUGUAGCAUCCUUUCUCAAACGGUUUGAACCGUACAUUCGUAUUGCAAUUUGUUUUGUUAUUGUAAUUCCGUGAAUAUUAUACAUUUUCGCGUCCAUUUUUGUUCUAUUGCGGCGCUGUAACAUCAGUUCAUCACAUCAGGACUAUAAGCUACUCUUGUGAUUUUAAUAUUUUCUUUGUUAGCACUUAACCUCUCUCUCAAACCUCAGUAUAACUGUACAGUUGAAAAGAAAAACCAGCGAUUCUUUUCUAUCACACAUUGAGCAAUAAUCUUUUCCAAAUCUAUAUUAAUUCAUGCUACCAAGUUUUUCCUCCCACACCGAUUCCCCAAUCAGAGCACCUCUUGGUCUCCAGUAGAACCCACAACCCUCUUGUCUCGCGUUGCACGGCACGGUCAUGUUCUGUUGGGAGUUGCGCAAGCUAGCAUGGUGAUGGUGGACAGAUUUCCCACCCUGUGCUCAGUGGUCUCUCUGCUGCAGCCUGUUCCACAACCACAACUCCGCUAACCCUCUCUGCACCAAUCUUCUAACACGUGUCACAAUCUGCCCUGGUGCAAUGUUCCUCAGUCUAAUCUGCUUGAUAUUUAUGUAUCUUUUCUGUUAAGGACAGAUUCAUUUUUUUGGAAUAUCGAAUUGUUAUUAUUAUGACUUCUAUUUGUGUCGUUGAUAUUGUUAUUCUUAUUAUUAUCAUCUCAUCGUUUUUAUUUGAAUAUUUCAGCAUGAUUUCCCAGAACACAAACCUCAAGCUAAUCGCAAAGUGGUUGAAUUAUUUCCUUUUUAUUUAGCAUGAUUAACAAGAGUGGUUCUUUUAAUAAUCAAUAGAGAUGUCUGUAUUUUUGUAGAUAUGUGUUUGCCUUCUUCUGUAAAAUGGCUGUAUGAAUGUAAAAGAUGUUGGGGAAAAAAGUUGAAUGGUGUUGUCCAGUACUGUGGUUAUCCCAAACAAUUAGUUUACUACAAACCAAAAGAUUCAGUACAGAGAUGAUACAUUGGUUAUAAGAGAUGUUUAUAUAAAGCUAUUCUAUAUGGGUUUUUUUGUACAGUAUUUUUCCUAUACAUUACUGGCUAUGUAUUUUAAAGGCACAGAAUCCAGAUUAUUAUUAUAUUAAAGAAUACAAAUACAUUACUCAAAGAACCAAUAUAGUAGUGUUUUGAUAUCUUAACCAUAAUAAUGUGGUAGUUUUACAGAGAUUCCUCCAAAUCCAGCUGCAGUAACGGAUACUGUUGGGCAUUAUUCAAAGACACUCCUGUAUCCUGGUUAUAUACUAUAGAUUUAGCCAUCAGUAACCUUUGGUUCCUUGUGUCAUGGAAUCGUAGUGCUUUAAGCUCGAGUCUCACCAACGUUCACAUGAAAUAAAGUUGUGAGUAUGGAGGACGGAAUGUAAUGAAAUGAUCUUUAAUCGGUUUCUGUAGAGAUUCACUAUUGCAAAGGAGAUUCCAACACUUGUUUGCUAUUGAUUGUCCCCGAUGUCACCACUAGGUGUCUCAAUUAGACUCCUGUUAUGGGUCCCUUCAGUCAGAGAUGACCAAAAUAUGUCACCGGAGUCCUUUGAUAGUAAAGGUUUACCUUGAAAAGGUUUACCUUUAGUCAUAUUCUGAUAUAAACUAAUAUGACUAAUAUUUGGAGCCAUCUCUAUGCUCACUAGUUAGAACGAUGUUACAAUGAAGGGGAGGGCAAUUUCAGGUUACUGUAGCUGCUGUUUGUCUGCCUGCUUGUUUGACCUUUGCAGUUCUAGUAAGCCCACUGCCUGAGUGAUAUUACUCUCAAUGACACUGCAUAGCUUACUGAAAUCUCUCUAAUUCUGCUAUAAUAGAAUUUCACAGUUGACCAAAUACAGUGUAGUGUUCCUUACCUGUUGCAGAUCAUGGUCCAGCGAAGUUGAGAGUAGAUAUGUUUUGGCUAUAGAGAAAUGGCUGGAGGUGGUUUUCCUUAUUCACAUUUCUAUAGCCCAUCCGUACAGAUAUGGGUUUUGUCCAUUUUGUCCGUACAGAUAUGUGUGUGUCCAUGCUAUUCUGUACCAUGGACGUACCAUAUGAAAGAAUAGGAUAAAGCCAUUACCAGUCCACACAUUGCCCACAUACCCCCCUGUAGAGUGACUUCACUACCUCACCCAUGAAUGGAAAAAAGUAACCAUAAUUCUGAGUCUAUUCCAGUGCCUUGAAUACACUGGCUGUUCCUCAGUCUCUCAGCGACGUAUUGUCAUUAUCACCACUUGAAUAGGUUCAGAUCUAAUGCAGCAAAUGUUCUAUAUAUUUACAAUUUUCUUUCUACUUAUUUAAAACACAAUUAACUAAUUACCAUUGUAUUAAUGGCAACACCAAUGGACUGUUUCACAGAGGGUACAUAGAUACACAAUGAAAGGAGUAUUCUGUCUGUCAUGGAAUGAAUGCAUAACAUAUGAUAUUCAGGCCUUGGCCUCCCGAUCUGUAAUUCAUAGUGUCUAAUAAAGUAUUUUGUUUCUUUU
Molecule: messenger RNA, 4197 nt
Organism: Oncorhynchus keta (chum salmon)
Lineage: Eukaryota; Metazoa; Chordata; Actinopteri; Salmoniformes; Salmonidae
Product: hepatic leukemia factor-like
Exons: 4
Coding region: 254-1156 (300 amino acids)
Biological process (GO): regulation of transcription by RNA polymerase II
Cellular component (GO): nucleus
Molecular function (GO): RNA polymerase II cis-regulatory region sequence-specific DNA binding; DNA-binding transcription factor activity, RNA polymerase II-specific
Source: RefSeq, a predicted model, not a curated record